This is a messenger RNA of Salmo salar (Atlantic salmon), 4184 nucleotides long. RefSeq names its product formin-like protein 1. Gene Ontology annotation, cellular component: cytosol. Gene Ontology annotation, biological process: regulation of cell shape; cortical actin cytoskeleton organization; cell migration. Gene Ontology annotation, molecular function: small GTPase binding; actin filament binding. The record is from RefSeq and is a predicted model, not a curated record. Lineage: Eukaryota; Metazoa; Chordata; Actinopteri; Salmoniformes; Salmonidae.
UGCAUAUGCUGAUGUUGCCUCCCCUCUCUGUCUGUCCCUGUUUCAGAUGAUAGAGUAGUUGGCUGUGGACCUAUGCCUCCUCGUCCUCUUCUCUCCUCUCCUCCUCCGAUAUGGCUGCCAGGAGACCGGUUAGCCCCAGCAUCGUGUGUGGACACCAGUCAGAAGAGAGUGGCCCCCACCUCCUAUCUUUAAGACCCCCAGCUCUCUUGGCCAGCUACUGCUGUCACUAAGGAACUAGGCUACUCUCUGCAUAGUAGGAGUUUUUGCACCUCUCCUUCACAGGAAGACACAGGAGCUCUACCUUUUGAAUUUGAGUCUUCACUGUGUCACGCUCAUACUCUCCUGUCGCCUCCCUAUUUCUCUCUCUCUCUCUCCAUCUCUCAAUCUCUUGAGGGUUGUUCAUGCCGCACAGGGACCUUGCUUACAGGUCUGACACUUUUUCGUUGUUGCUUUUGAGUAAUUUUGCAUAACCAUCACCACUUCCCCUGUCUGAGAGGAUGAAGGAGCAGGAACAUUGGAGAAGAUGAUACUUUGGGCUGGCCUGCUCCCCUGGGGUUAAGGAAAUUGUCAAUGGUCCCCACUCAAUGCCACAUAGAGCCUCAUCUCAACAGGAGAAUUAGUGGAAGAAUACAUUUGGUUCACCUAAACAUUUGAGUUCCAGUACUGUCUUAACUGUGAAGACAGACUGGACUCCUGUGGGUUUACUGGUGUUUGUGACUGUGUGGAAGUAGCUGUGGAGUACGUGGGUCUGUGCAUCUGGGAUAGAUAAUCAUGGGCAAUGCCGCUGGGAGCAUGGAUGUGCCACUGGGGAAGGAGCUGAAGACGGUGUCGCCCCCCCCAGGCUCAGGGGCCCCCCAGAAACAGGCGGCAGGCCCCAAGCUCCACAUGCCUGCCGAGGAGGAGUUAGAGGAGCGCUUCAAUGCAGUGCUGAACUCCAUGAAUCUGCCUCCAGACAAGGUGAAGAUCCUGUGUCAAUAUGACAACGAGAAGAAGUGGGAACUGGUCUGUGAUCAGGAACGAUUCCAAGUGAAGAAUCCUCCCUCUGCUUACUUGCUGAAGCUCAAAAGUUAUCUUGACCAGGGAGGGGUCAGUCGCAAGUUCAAGAGGCGUGUCCAGGAGUCCACACAGGUCUUAAGAGAGCUGGAGAUUUCCCUGAGGACCAAUCAUAUCGGCUGGGCUCAGGAGUUCCUCAGUGAGGAGAACAGAGGUCUGGACGUCCUGGUUGACUACCUGUCCUUCGCCCAAUGUGCCGUCACCUAUGACAUGGAAAGUUUGGACAAUGGGACUUCCACACCAGAAAAAUCGAUGGAGGACUUGACGAGGAGUGCCAGUAACUCUCCAACCCAUGGUGGUUCUAAAGCUGCUCGUGCCCUUACUGUGAGAUUCAACUCUCUCCACAACAGGAAAGCGCUGAGGAAGUCACGCCUUGUCAGUCAGAAAGACGACGUUCACCUCUGCAUCAUGUGUCUACGUGCCAUCAUGAACUACCAGUCUGGGUUUAACCUGGUGAUGACCCACCCAUGCUGUGUAAACGAGAUCACGCUCAGCCUCAACAACAGGAAUCCCAGGACCAAGGCCCUGGUGCUGGAGCUGCUGGCUGCCGUGUGUCUAGUGAGGGGGGGUCAUGACAUCAUCCUCUCCGCCUUCGACAACUUCAAAGAGGUAUGUGGAGAGAAGAGCCGCUUUGAGAAGCUCAUGGAGUAUUUCUGCAAUGAAGAAAGCAACAUUGACUUUAUGGUGGCGUGCAUGCAGUUCAUCAACAUUGUGGUCCACUCAGUGGAGAACAUGAACUUUAGGGUCCAUCUGCAGUAUGAGUUUACCCACCAUGGCCUGGAUGACUAUCUAGAGAGGUUAAAGUUCACGGAGAGUGACCGGCUGCUGGUGCAGAUCCAGGCCUACCUAGACAACGUGUUUGAUGUGGGUGCUCUGCUGGAGGAUGCAGAGACCAAGAACGCCCUGUUGGAACACAUGGAGGAGCUGCAGGAGCACAAUGCACAGAUAAGCAGCAGACUGGAAGAGAGUGAGAGGGAGGCGUUGGAGAAAGUGUCUGAGCUGGAGAAACAACUCAUCCAGACCACCAAGGAGGUGGAGCUCCUAAAGGAGAGUCUGCGUGAGUCCUGUGACCAGGCGACCAUUCUACAACAGCGGGAGAUAGAGAGAGAGAUAGAACGAGAGAGGGAAAAAGAGCGGGCGAGGGAUAGAGAUCGUUCGGCCCAGGCCUUAGCGGAGCUGGAGGAGAAAGUUCAGGGGCUUGUGUGCCAGGGGCUGAUUCGAAUGGAGCGCACGUCCUCGGGACACCUGGACCUCCAUGUGGUCCCUGUCAUCCCUCCUGUUUUCAUCCCUGCAAAAACAGAACAAAUCACGACUGUCGAAGGCCCUGUGGCCCCUCCCACGUCAGUAGUCCCUCCCCCUCCUCCACAAUUACCUGGUACAACAGAGGCCACAGCACAAGCCCCUCCUCCUCCCCCUCCUCCUCCCCCUCCUCCUCCAUGCUCGACUGCACCACCUCCUCCGCCCCCACCUCCUCCAGGGGGUGGUAUACCCCCACCACCUCCGGGUGGUGGAAUGCCCCCACCAUUUGGGGGUAUGCCUGAUGGACACACUGGUAACAGAAACAAGAAGCCCAUUCAGACUAAGUACCGUAUGCCUUCACUCAACUGGCAGGCCCUUAAACCCAACCAGGUGUCUGGAACCGUCUUCAAUGAGCUGGAUGAUGAGCACGUAUUGGGGGAGCUAAACAUGGAUGCCUUUGAGGAGCAGUUUAAGACCAAGGCCCAGACUGCCCCGGCUGACGUGGGGACCCUGAGAGCGAAGGUGGCCCAGAAGACCCCCAGCAAAGUGUCCCUACUGGAGCCCAACAGAGCCAAGAACCUCGCCAUCACCCUGCGCAAGGGAGGCAUGGCCGCCUCAGACAUCUGUACUUCCAUAGAGACGUACAACCAGGAAGCUCUGAGCCUGGACUUCCUGGAGCUACUGGAGCGUUUCAUCCCCUCAGAGUACGAAGUCAAGCUCAUCCAGAACUACGAGCGAGACGGGAGGCCCCUGGACGAGCUCCCCGAGGAGGACCGGUUUAUGGUACGCUUUGGCAAGAUCCCUCGUCUGCCCCAGCGCAUCAGUACGCUCACCUUCAUGGGCAACUUCCCAGAGAGCAUCCAGCUCAUCCAGCCGCAACUCGAUGCAAUCAUCGCUGCCUCAAUGUCAAUCAAGUCCUCUAGCAAGCUGAAGAAGAUCCUUGAGAUCAUCCUAGCCUUCGGAAACUACAUGAACAGCAGUAAGAGAGGCUCAGCCUAUGGGUUCCGCCUGCAGAGUCUCGACUUGCUGUUAGACACUAAGUCCACAGACCGGAGACAGACUCUGCUUCACUUCAUAGUGAACAUCAUCCAGGAGAAAUACCCCGAGCUCCAAGCCUUCCACAGUGAGUUGUACUUCUUGGACAAGGCUGCUCUGGUGUCCCUGGACAGCAUUCUGCAGGACGUGCGUGCCCUGCAGAGGGGCAUGGAGGUGACCCGGAAGGAGUUUGCCAUACACGAAGACAACUCUGUGUUGCAGGAAUUCCUCACCAGCAACAAUGACCUGCUGGACUCUGUAGUAGGAGAUGGCAAGACAGCCCAGGAUGUGUAUGAAUCAGCGGUGGAGUACUUUGGAGAGAACCCUAAAACCACACCUCCCUCCAUGUUCUUCCCCGUCUUUGUUAGGUUCAUCAAGGCCUAUAAGCAAGCAGAGCAGGAGAAUGAGCAGAGGAAAAAGCAGGAUGUGUUGUCCAGAGAAUGGAAAACUGGGCCACUGUCGACCUCGCCUAAGCCUGAAAUAUCCCAGAAGCAGGUACCCAUGAUGCCCCAGAUGGAUCUGAUAGCGGAGCUGAAGAGGCGGCAGGUGACCCCCCUGGUUCGGGAGGGCAAGGAUGGAGCCAUCGAGGACAUCAUCACAGCUCUAAAGGCUGUGCCCUUCACGGCUCGCUCUGGCAAGCGCACCUCUCGCCUCUUCUGCGACUCUGGCUUCAGUGAUGACAGGCGUACAUAGUCCCCUCAGAAUUGUAUAGACCUGAGGAACCAGCCGUACAGACGGACAGACGGGUCCCGUGUCAGCGCCAAGUGGAAGCCCAGACAGAAGCUCCAAGUCUCCUCCGACAUCUUCCUGUGAAACACUACACACACACGCUUACACACACACACACACACACACAC